CGCCGAGAUCCUCUCCGGCGCCAGCCAUGGACGGGCUGCUGUCCAAGCUCCGGAGCCUGGACGCCUACCCCAAGGUGAACGAGGACUUCUACAGCCGCACCCUCUCCGGCGGCCUCAUCACGCUCGCAUCCUCCCUCGUCAUGCUACUCCUCUUCCUCUCCGAGCUCCGAUUGUAUCUUCAUGCAGCUACAGAGACAACACUAAGGGUUGAUACCUCACAUGGAGAAAAACUUCGCAUAAAUUUCGAUAUCACCUUCCCAGCCCUUCAGUGUUCUAUAAUUAGCGUUGAUGUGAUGGACAUUAGUGGACAAGAGCACCUUGACGUGAAACAUGAUGUAUUCAAGCAGCGAAUUGAUGCCAAUGGCAAGGUUAUUUCAACUAAGCAAGAUGCAGUUGGUGGGAUGAAGGUGGAAAAGCCCUUGCAACAUCAUGGUGGCAGGCUUGAACACAAUGAAACCUAUUGUGGCUCAUGUUAUGGUGCACAAGAAUCUGAUGAACAAUGUUGCAACUCAUGUGAGGAUGUCCGUGAAGCAUACCGAAAAAAGGGGUGGGGUGUAUCAAACCCUGAUUCGAUCGAUCAGUGCAAAAGUGAGGGCUUCCUUCAAAGUAUAAAAGAUGAAGAAGGUGAAGGAUGCAAUAUUUAUGGCAUCCUGGAAAUUAACAAGGUUGCUGGGAAUUUUCACUUUGCUCCAGGGAAAAGCUUCCAGCAGUCAAAUGUCCAUGUUCAUGAUCUGCUUCCAUUCCAAAAGGAUAGCUUCAAUCUCAGCCAUAAGAUAAAUAAAUUAACUUUUGGAGAACCCUUUCCUGGUGUGGUUAAUCCCCUUGACGGGGCGCAUUGGGUCCAGCCUUCAUCAUAUGGAAUGUAUCAAUACCACAUUAAGGUUGUUCCCACUGUAUACACUGACCUAAGUGAGCAAAUUAUUCUCUCCAAUCAGUUUUCUGUGACAGAACAUGCCAGAAGUGGCGACAGUGGUCGGAUACAAGCUCUUCCUGGCGUGUUUUUCUUUUAUGACCUUUCGCCAAUUAAGGUCACAUUCACGGAACACCAUAGGUCAUUUUUACACUUCUUAACCAAUGUUUGCGCUAUUGUUGGAGGUGUGUUCACUGUUUCUGGAAUCAUAGAUUCAUUUGUCUACCAUGGCCAGAGAGCAAUCACUAAGAAGAGGGAACUCGGAAAAUUCAACUGAGCUUUCAAUCAAGCUUUCCGAUUGCUGCCAGUUAUUCCAUCUUCAGAACUUCCUUUUGAACUACUGUAGCUGCAGUAGAAACCGAGUCUUCUCCAAGUUCCAAGAGUACAAGUGAACUAACCAGCCGGUAUCUUUGUCAAAACAUUUGCUCUGGAGCUCUUGGUGUGACUCCUGCUUACUUCCAGCAGAAGCUGACAGCAUACAAAAUGGCUCAUCUGGUGUACUGCUAUGUUAUAUCACACUCAGGCAAUCUGAAUAUUUCAGAGGCGCUUCAUUUUUGUACACUCUACCUCAGUGACAAAUGUUUGUGCGUCCUUAAUCUGCAACGUUUUUGUGUCUUUGUAAAUCAGUGUAAGAGGUCUGUAGACUGUCUGUAGAAUACUUAUGACAGGUUUAUUUUUCUUAGACAUUUUUGUAGAUCUUACAGGUCAAGGUAAAGAAAAAUGUUUUGACCAUUGGAAGGAAACUAAGCUUAUUAUUUGA
Lolium rigidum is the source of this 1670-nucleotide messenger RNA. Its product is annotated as endoplasmic reticulum-Golgi intermediate compartment protein 3-like. The record is from RefSeq and is a predicted model, not a curated record. Gene Ontology annotation, cellular component: COPII-coated ER to Golgi transport vesicle; endoplasmic reticulum. Lineage: Eukaryota; Viridiplantae; Streptophyta; Magnoliopsida; Poales; Poaceae. Bases 27 to 1187 code for a protein of 386 amino acids. The transcript is spliced from 13 exons.